Oryzias latipes (Japanese medaka) is the source of this 800-nucleotide messenger RNA. RefSeq lists its product as uncharacterized. The record is from RefSeq and is a predicted model, not a curated record. NCBI's taxonomy places the organism in Eukaryota, Metazoa, Chordata, Actinopteri, Beloniformes, Adrianichthyidae.
ACCGUGUUCUUUCAAAAGUUUGAAGCGAGAGCACAUUUGACUGAUCCCAAGUGGCAGAAUGAAGUUUCUUCUCUUUGCUGCAUUCAUAGCAACCAUCAGCUAUGUUAAUGCAGGCAAGACGGCAAGACUCUUGGCAGCCAUGAAUGCAGGAAUGCUCAAUAACAUGAUGGCAGGAGGUCUGAACCCCCCUUUGGUGGCCGGCGGUGGAGUGGGAUUCAUUGGACAGCCCCAGUUCGCUCAGUUUGUUCCUGGACUCCCCACCUUUGCCCUCCGUGGUCCUGUGCCUAAUCUGUUCCCUGCAGCAGUCAAUGGGGUUCCUUUCAUGGGUGUUCCUCAAAUGGCCCAAAUGCCUCAAAUAGGUCAAAUGGCCCAAAUGCCUCAAAUGGGUCAAAUGGCCCAAAUGCCUCAAAUGGGUCAAAUGGCCCAAAUGCCUCAAAUGGGUCAAAUGGCCCAAAUGCCUCAAAUGGGUCAAAUGGCCCAAAUGAACCCACCUCAGCAGCCUCAGAUGGUAAUGGGAGGCGGUGCCGCCCAGCAGCAGCUUCCCCUUCAGCCUGAUCCACUGAGAAGAUUCAGGCGUCAGACUUUCAAACCUCAAAAUAGUCUGAGAUCCACCGUGGAUCCUCAGAUUGAGGUUCCCGCUGAGUCAACGGCCACAGCACCACCCUGUGUUGAAGAAAAACGUGCAAUGAACUAGAAUUGCUUCUUCAACACAUCACAAGGAAGCAUUUUUUUAUGACUUUCUUUAUGUACUUUCAAUGCUUAUGGAUUUUUUGGGCAUAAUAAAAAUUCUGAUUGCACCA